Oxyura jamaicensis (ruddy duck) is the source of this 645-nucleotide messenger RNA. RefSeq names its product butyrophilin subfamily 1 member A1-like. Gene Ontology annotation, molecular function: protein binding. NCBI's taxonomy places the organism in Eukaryota, Metazoa, Chordata, Aves, Anseriformes, Anatidae. The transcript has a single exon. The record is from RefSeq and is a predicted model, not a curated record. The coding region runs from base 1 to 645 and encodes 214 amino acids.
AUGCACAAGUCAACAAAGAGAAAGUUUCAAAGCAGUAAUCUUGUUGCCCUUUACUACUUAACAAAUGACUUGAUUAUUGCAGUUGAUAUCACCCUUGAUGCUGACACGGCUCAUCCGAGGCUGCAAGUGUCAGAAGAUGGGAAGAGUGUGACUGAUACUGGUGCAAUCAGAAGGGUGCCCAGCAAGAAGGAGAGAUUUGAUGCCCAUGCUUUUGUGUUGGCAAAGGAAGCUUAUGCAUCUGGAAGACACUACUGGGAAGUGGAUGUUGGAAAGAGGAGAAACUGGAUCUUGGGUGUUGCUCAGGAGACUGUGACACGCAAAGGAAAAUUGUUUCUCUCUCCUCAGAACGGCUUCUGGGCCAUAGGGGUGGCAGAUGGGCGAGACUAUUGGGCUUACACGGAUCCUUGGACCCGUUUGACUGUGAGUGGUAGACCACGAAAGAUUGGGAUCUUCCUGGAUAUCUCAGCCAAGAAGCUGUCUUUUUACAAUGUCCACCAGAAAAAUGCUUUGUAUGUUUUUUCCUUUGAGGAUGACUGCGGCCAGAAGGUGAAGCUCUUUCCUUUCUUCUCGACAGGUUCCACUGCAACAAAGGUUGACACUGAGCCUCUACAAAUAGCACAGGGGUUUGAUGGUGAUGAGAGGUGA